UCCCUCCCUCCCUACUGUUUCUCCCUUCAAAAAUCUCUUUCUGCCUCAUUUUUCUUCGUUGCCACUCAGCUCAACUCAACUCUCUGUCUUUGUCUUGUAUAUAUCCAUGGCGGAUCAAAGCUCAAACCCAUCAAUUAUGGAGCCUAAACAACCACACCCACUUCACCAAAUAGCAGAAACACCAACCCACAGGUUGCUUUUGAAACAGUGGGUGAAAGAAACAGAGCUCAUUCUCAACAGAAUUUCCCUCAAGGAGACUCAAAUCGAUGCCGUCCGUAAAGAAAUCACUCAGCUUUACAUCUUCUUCUUCCUCUUUCAUUCCAUCUCUCUCCUCCUGCUCUUCAACUCUUCUUCCAAGGACCCUCCCACCGGUGCCUGCCAUAGGUCUUGGAUCCCAUCUUUGUGUUCUUUGCUAUGUUCUAUGGCGAUUACCUGGGCGGUUAGGUAUAAAACUGAUGUGGAAGGGCACUUGGAGAAGCUGUUGGAGAGGGAAAAAGAGGAUGGGAAGUUGUUGGCCAAGUGUGUGGAGGAGCUCAAGAAGAAAGGCGUGGAGUUUGAUCUGUUGAAAGAGGUUGAUGCCCUUAGGAGAGCCAAGAGUUUGAGGGUGGAGGCUAAAGCUGUGAGGAAAUGGUCUGCUAGGGACUUUGUUACAUUGUUUUUCUUCACUGUUUCAUGUAUGGUUCUUGGGUUAACAAGGAUUAUCCUGUGCAGUUAAUUAGAGUUGUGGGGAUCAUGUAGGAAUUUGGGCAUAUUGGGGUAUUGAUUCUUUUGUGGGUUUUUUCUUUUUAAUAUAUUUGGCAGAAGAUUAAUCUUGGAUUCUGUCACAUAGAAUGGCUGGGGAAUUCCUUUUCUUGAGUUGGAAGUAUUUGCAGAAUAUUCUGUUCUGCUUUUGUAAUUUGGAGCACUUUAUUAUAUCCACAGACUAUGAAAUAAGAAUGAUGGUUUUUCAGAAUUAUUUGUU
Molecule: messenger RNA, 961 nt
Organism: Theobroma umbraticum
Lineage: Eukaryota; Viridiplantae; Streptophyta; Magnoliopsida; Malvales; Malvaceae
Source: RefSeq, a predicted model, not a curated record